Lotus japonicus is the source of this 1914-nucleotide messenger RNA. RefSeq names its product probable indole-3-pyruvate monooxygenase YUCCA3. Gene Ontology annotation, molecular function: NADP binding; flavin adenine dinucleotide binding; N,N-dimethylaniline monooxygenase activity. Lineage: Eukaryota; Viridiplantae; Streptophyta; Magnoliopsida; Fabales; Fabaceae. The transcript has 3 exons. The coding region runs from base 150 to 1436 and encodes 428 amino acids. The record is from RefSeq and is a predicted model, not a curated record.
AAAAUCAAACAAAUCUCUUCACACACUCUCUUUCUCUUUCACCUUCAAACCACUGUUUCUUCUUGCCUAUAAUUCCCCAAGUCUAAACAAACUUUUCACCAACCAAAAAGCUUAACUAACAGAGCAAAAAGCAUAACAUUUCUCUCAACAUGCCACCAAUGGUCCAGAGCUUUGACCCUGAGGACCUCUUCACACGUCGCUGCAUAUGGGUGAAUGGACCUGUCAUAGUUGGUGCUGGUCCUUCAGGCCUUGCGGUGGCUUCUGGCCUAAAAGACCAAGGUGUUCCUUUCAUCAUCCUUGAAAGAGCAAAUUGCAUUGCCUCACUCUGGCAAAACAGAACCUAUGAUCGCCUCAAGCUUCACCUUCCCAAACAAUUCUGCCAGCUACCCAAUUUCCCUUUUCCUGAGGACUUUCCUGAGUACCCCACAAAGUUUCAGUUCAUAAAGUACCUUGAAUCCUAUGCUAAGCACUUUAACAUUAACCCACAGUUCAAUGAAACAGUGCAAUCUGCUAAGUAUGAUGAGACUUUUGGUCUUUGGAGGGUCAAGACCAUUAGGAAAAGCACCAACACCCCCUCAGGUGGUGGUGGUAGUGAAAUUGAGUACAUUUGCAGGUGGCUUGUGGUUGCGACCGGAGAGAAUUCAGAGAAAGUGGUGCCUGAGUUCGAAGGCUUGGACAAAUUUGGUGGCCAUGUCAUGCAUGCCUGUGACUACAAAUCAGGCGAGAAGCAUAAGGGUCAGCAAGUACUUGUUGUUGGGUGUGGAAACUCAGGCAUGGAAGUUUCCCUUGAUCUUUGUAAUUACAAUGCAAGCCCAACAAUGGUGGUCAGAAGCUCGGUUCAUGUCUUGCCAAGAGAGGUUUAUGGCAAAUCAACUUUUGAGGUUGCAGUUAUGCUGAUGAAAAGGUUUCCACUUUGGAUGGUUGAUAAGAUAUUGCUAAUUCUAGCCCGUUUGAUUCUGGGAAAUAUUGAGAAGUAUGGUCUUAAAAGGCCAUCAAUUGGCCCUAUAGAGCUGAAGAACACUGCAGGGAAGACCCCUGUGUUGGACAUUGGGGCACUUGAGAAAAUAAGAUCUGGCCAAAUCAAAGUGGUUCCUGGAAUCAGAAGAUUCUUCCAAGGGAAAGUGGAACUUGUUGAUGGCAAAGUUCUUCAGAUUGAUUCUGUUGUUCUUGCUACUGGCUAUCGCAGCAAUGUACCAUCAUGGCUAAAGGAGAAUGAUUUCUUUUCAGAGGAUGGGAUUCCAAAAGAUCCAUUCCCAAAUGGAUGGAAAGGAAAAGCUGGUCUUUAUGCUGUUGGUUUCACAAGGAGAGGCCUUUCUGGUGCAUCUUUGGAUGCAAUGAGUGUGUCUCAUGACAUUGCCAAGAGCUGGAAAGAGGAAACUAAACAGAAAAAGAAAACAAUGGCAGCACGCCACAGGAGAUGCAUAUCACACUUCUAAUUAAAGAGACCACUUUGACAACAAAGUUCAUUUGUUUAUUAGCUUCUUUUGCUUGGUCAUUCCUGAUCAUAUCCAUCCUAAUAUGAAAAGAGAUGAUGAUCAGUUAGCAAAUAAUGUGUAGACAUUAGGUUUUCACUUCGUGCGAGCAUUCGCGGCGAGGGAUUAAUCAUUGCAGUUGGUGGUGGUUACUCUAGUGUGCAAAAAAGAAAGAAAGAAAAUAAUGUGUAGAGUUCCUUGAUACAAAGUAGCACACAAAAAAAAGAAAUAGCCCUCUCCUUAAGAAAACUCACUGUUUGAAAAUUAUUUGGCUUUAAUUUUUAAUUUUUGUACAAAGGAAGAUGAGGCUUAUUUGUUUAUGUUUUUUUAGUUGCAAGGAAUGUACCAAUGUAAUAUAUUGUUUCACACUCCAAUGAAUGUUGUAUCACAAAUUUUUUGUUUUAAUAAUGAAGUCAAUCUCUCUCUCUCUUCUCUUCUCUAA